CAAAGACUAAAUCUGCAUAUUUAAAAAUAUCAACUAAAAUGAAAAAAAGACAAGUUUAUAAUAUAAUGUUGGGCUUUGAUUUGUGAUUUUUGAAAAACAUAUAAUUUUUGUAUAAAAGUAACGAGAUCAUAAAGAAUGAGUAUACAGUGCAGUGUUACAAUUUAAGCAAGAAACAAGUCAAACAAUCAAAGAAGAAUAAUUAAUUCAAAAAUCAAUUUACAAUAAAUAUUCAAGUGAAAAAUCCUUAAGCAAAAUGCGUGUGUUCGUAGUAUUAUCAGCUUUGUUGGCUGUCGCCUGUGCCGCUCCCCAGUAUGGUUAUCAACCAGCUGGUUCUGGACCAGCUGGUGCUUACAGUGGAUUAUCUCCAGCUAGUUUGCAGCCCUCAUCACAAGGACAUGGUGGUGAUAAAUAUUUGCCUCCUGGCCCUACCACUGUUGCUCCAAUUGUACGCAAACAGUUCUAUGUUGUCUCUGCCCCCGAAGAUGAUGAUAGUCAACCAAAAAAUAAGCACUUGGUUUUGGGUCGUCCACAAAAGAACUAUCGUGUUGUGUUCAUUAAGGCUCCUAACUCCGGUGCUGGUAAUGUCAAAUAUUCUGCUGAAUUUGCUCCUCAAGAAGAAAAGACUGUCAUCUAUGUCCUGAGCAAGAAAGACAAUGAAUUGGAUGCUGGCGAUAUUGCUACUCCUGCUCCAACAACAGCUAGCAAACCCGAAGUCUUCUUCAUUAAAUACAAAACCGACGAAGAAGCUCAACAAGCCCAAAAGGAAAUUCAAGGCGAAUACGAUAAACUUGGAGGCACCAAUGAAGUGGCCGAUGAAACCACUGCUCCAAUCACUUCCGUUAUUGGUUCUUUAGAUGGUCUCAAUCCCGAUGGCAGUUACAACUAUCAUAAACAAUCAAAUGUAGGACAAGCUAGUGGAAAAUAUCCCACUGUUCAAGCUCCCGGCUCUCAAUACUUGCCAUCCUUGUUCAAACACUAGAUCUUAAUCGAAUCGUAACCAGUGAUCAUCACUUAUUCCAUGCUUGACGUUAAUGUUAAAUGAUGUGUUAAAAAAAUUGUUAAUUGUUUUUAAUUAGUUUUUAAGCUUAGAUAAUGUACAAAUCACGAAUUGUUGCCAUACUUCAUAAACAAACAUUUUGUACUAGUAGAAUAAAAAUUCAAUUCAUUUUAAAAAAAA
This is a messenger RNA of Calliphora vicina (urban bluebottle blowfly), 1177 nucleotides long. RefSeq lists its product as uncharacterized. NCBI's taxonomy places the organism in Eukaryota, Metazoa, Arthropoda, Insecta, Diptera, Calliphoridae. The record is from RefSeq and is a predicted model, not a curated record. The coding region runs from base 254 to 979 and encodes 241 amino acids. The transcript has 2 exons.